GUCUUCUCUCUCUCCCUCUCCCUUCCUCUCUCUGCCUCUCUCUUUGGCUGAGAGUAACAGGAAGCGCUGCCGGCGCCUCCGAACCUACUGGCGGGGCGAGCCAUGGAGUUCUCGGAGGAGAAGUUGCGGAAGUGGCUGAGCAAGUAUAAAUUCCGAGAUCUUACAAUAGAAGAACUGAAGCACAUAAAUGAGUUGUGUCCCAACAUCAGGUUCACAAUGAGCACCUACACUUUUAAAGAUGGAUCCCAGAAAGAUCUUCUGAACUUUACUAAUAUUGUUCCAGUAAAAUAUCAGGGUAACACUUAUAAUAUUCCAAUUUGCAUAUGGAUUUUGGAUUCUUAUCCUUUUACUCCACCCAUUUGUUUUCUAAACCCUACUGCUAACAUGGGAAUUUCUGUAGGAAAACAUGUAGAUGUCCGCGGAAGGAUUUACUUGCCCUAUCUACAAGCCUGGAGCCAUCCACAGUCAGAAAUUAUAGGGUUGUUAAAGGAAAUGAGCAUAAAAUUUGAAGAGGAACUUCCCUUAUAUGCAUUAUCAUCUUCUGAUGAAGUCAGACAGAUGGACCAACUUUCUUAUAUAACAAAAAUUGUUGAAGGUGAAAACAAUGGAAAGUCAAAGGGAGAAGGAAAGAAAAAUGAUGGAGAUUUACGCAAAGUUACAAUAGUUGGGGCUGGAGAUCUGGGCCUUGCUUGUAUUUUGGCUAUUUCAGCAAAGGAUGUUGCUGACAAGGUGGUUGUUUUGGACUGCUCAGAAGCUACAAUGAAAGGAGGAACAAUGGACCUAGAAAUCUUUAACUUGCCAAAGGUGGAAAUUAGUCGAGAUUUUUCUAUGUCAGCGGACUCAAAAUUGGUGGUGCUUACAGUUAAUUCUUUAGGCAAUGCUCAAUCCUACCUGGAGGUUGUACAGAGCAAUGUGGAAUUGUUCAGAGGCCUUAUUCCAUCAAUAGCUCAUUAUAGUCAACACAGUGUACUGCUUGUUGCUUCUCAACCAGUAGAAAUAAUGACCUAUGUGUCGUGGAAGCUGAGUGGAUUUCCUAAAAGCAGAGUUAUUGGAAUUGGUUGCAAUUUGGAUUCAGCAAGAUUCCAAUAUGUUGUUACAAAUCUGUUGAAAGCCCAAAGCAAAAGUAAAGAAAAUUGGAUUAUUGGUGAACAAGGAGAAAACAAAGUGGCAGCAUGGAGUUCUAAUUCAGUGAUAAAUCAUCCUGGUGAUAAGUUAACAAAUGAUCAACAGAUAUUGACUAACAGAGCCAUGGAAAUUCUGAAAGGAAAAGGCCAAAGGUCUUGGUCUGUUGGUCUGUCAGUAGCUGAUCUGACUGACACUAUAUUGAAUGAUAAAAGGAAAAUACAUUCUGUAUCAACCACAGUCAAGGGGUCUUAUAAUAUAAACAGUGAAGUAUUUUUAAGUAUGCCUUGUGUACUUGGAAUCAGUGGUGUAAUUGAAAUGAUGAAGCCUGUGGAAGAAGAUAACGUAGUUGAAAAACUUCAAACCAGUGCUGCAUCUCUCAAUGACUUUCAACAGCAACUGAAGCUCUGACUACCAGGGAACCAUAGAUUUUUGUUUUUAAAAUAUUUGAGAUUUGCAGAAAAAGUAUUACCGACCAACUGGGUCCAACAUCAAUUUCUCACAGUGUGGAAACUUCAGUGAAUAUUAUUAUAUGGUAACUAAAGAUAGAUAAAAACAAUUAGGUUAAGGAAGGUAUUACUUCCUUGGCCAUGGCGUUACUUGUAAUCAUGAACUAGAGUACUGUACUUCUUUGCCUUUUCCUCAUCAUGUUGUGCCCUUCAAUAGUACUAUUCAAAUGUUCUCUAAAGCAAAUUUUUAUUUUAAUCAGAGGUGUUAGGCAGUCAGAGGUAAUAUAGAUUGUUAUUUCCCAUACACUAUUAAUUGUAUUCAGAUAAUAUACAAUUCUUAGAAAGAAGCAGCAGCAUAGUUUUGUCUAAAAUCAAUGUUCACUAUUCAACUGAUACGUAUGGUUUUUUUAAACAUUUACACUGCCAAAUCAGUCAUCUGAAGUUGACAUUAUAUUGCACAAAUAUUACUUUAGGGUCCAUAUGUCUAAAUAGAGUUUUCAAAGUGUUCACUAUUCAACUGAUAUUUUAUGUUUUUUUAAAACAUUUACACUACCAAAUCAAUCAUCUGAAGUUGACAUUAUAUUGCACAAAUAUUACUUUAGGCACAAUAUGUCUAAACAGAGUUUUCAAAGUGUUCUGUAUAGAUUCUAAGGUUUUAUGGGAAAGUCUUGGAUGAAGGCUGUUAAAAAUAUUAGCAUAUUACAUUGCUGCACUAUUGACUACCAAGAUGCAGAAGGAAAACAGGAUUCUCUCUGUUUUAGGCAUAGGAUGUACUUUGUUUAUUGUGCUUUAUCACAUCCUAAAAUUAAGGAGGUCCUACCAAAGUAUUGUUUCUCUUGAUUAAUGCUUCUGGAAAACAACAUAUACAUGCACUAUUAUGCAGUAGUUAAGUUUUAAUGUAUUUGGCUGCUCAGUUCUAAUAUUGCACUAAGCUUUUAGCAGUACAAAAAGAUUUGCUACGCUAAAUUUAAUAAAAUACUAUUGUGUGAUUAUGUAUGCCUAUAAUGAUUUUUACCAUUUUUGCUUAUUUUUCUAAAAAUUACAAUAUGGAAAAAACUUGUGAAUGAGAUAUUAAUAAAGCUAAUGGUAUCUGAUGUA
This is a messenger RNA of Crotalus tigris (Tiger rattlesnake), 2669 nucleotides long. RefSeq names its product UEV and lactate/malate dehyrogenase domains (gene UEVLD). The coding region runs from base 103 to 1533 and encodes 476 amino acids. Gene Ontology annotation, molecular function: oxidoreductase activity, acting on the CH-OH group of donors, NAD or NADP as acceptor. Gene Ontology annotation, biological process: carboxylic acid metabolic process; protein transport; protein modification process. The record is from RefSeq and is a predicted model, not a curated record. NCBI's taxonomy places the organism in Eukaryota, Metazoa, Chordata, Lepidosauria, Squamata, Viperidae. The transcript has 12 exons.